AUGCUUUUGAUCGUGGUGUUGUGCUUUUGUGCCAGUGUGGUGAACGAUGUUUCCAGUCAGGAUAUCGAGGCGAUGAGGAAUAUGCCAAAAUACGAUUCGCGUUAUGACUAUUUAGAUGUGGAUGCACUUUUUAAUAGUAAGAGACUAGUCAGAAAUUAUGUGGAGUGUUUGAUAAAUGGACUAAGGUGCACUCCUGAAGGCAAAGCUUUGAAAAGAUUACUCCCAGAAGCACUAAGAACAAAAUGCGUUCGGUGUACAGAAAGACAGAAGAAGACCGCUGUGAAGAUCAUCAGACGGCUAAAGUACGAGUACCCGGAUGAAUGGGCGAAGCUCGCGUCAAGAUGGGACCCCACAGGAGAUUUCACGAGAUACUUCGAGGAUUAUCUGGCGAACGAACAGUUCAAUAUGAUAGGCGGCAAUGACGUCCCUACAACAGUGCCUCCUCCGCCGACGCCACCCCCUACAACGACAGCAACAAUGCCCCAAGCCCCAGCCACGACGCAGCCACCGAGACCGCUAUUGUUAAAUAGGUUUGCCGACGAUGGUGAAUUGAUGGUGGGCAGUCCGUCAUCGGGGGUGGCCACUCAGCGCCCCACAACCACUUUGCCACCGACAAGACCAUCCAUGUUUGCCACAAGGCCUGCUGUGCCACCUAGACCAACUCCUGUAUCAUGGUCAAAUGCCGGCCAAGAUUUCAUGACUCGUUUCCCGACGAGGACGGACCAGACUUACACGACAGCCAUCACACUCAUCGACCAGAUCGGCAUCAAGAUCAUCAAAACGACAGAACUUGUCACAGACAUACUAAAGAACACGGUUCGCGCUGUUGUCGGUUGA
This is a messenger RNA of Leptosia nina, 837 nucleotides long. The record is from the annotation of a GenBank genome assembly. NCBI's taxonomy places the organism in Eukaryota, Metazoa, Arthropoda, Insecta, Lepidoptera, Pieridae.